Messenger RNA from Toxotes jaculatrix (banded archerfish), 3579 nucleotides. It is a transcript of the gene sec22c, whose product is annotated as SEC22 homolog C, vesicle trafficking protein. The record is from RefSeq and is a predicted model, not a curated record. Gene Ontology annotation, biological process: endoplasmic reticulum to Golgi vesicle-mediated transport. The coding region runs from base 282 to 1193 and encodes 303 amino acids. Lineage: Eukaryota; Metazoa; Chordata; Actinopteri; Toxotidae. The transcript has 7 exons.
UGUUGUAUCAGGAAGCAGAUUUCAAGUUAGCUCGUUGGCUAUAUCUAUUUCAUCUUGUUACUUAAAUGCUAUAACAAGUUAUUCAGGUUCUCAUGUUUAAUCGCUGGUGAUAGCAAGUAUGUGAUUGCAUUCGUAACGCGUAUGUGAACCUGGGGCUGGCAACCUGCUGGUGGUGUAUCUGAUAUGAUGCUUUAAUGAGCUAACCAACAGCAGCAAGUAACAAGGUGCAGCAUGAAACCCAUGAUAAUGAGGCAGUGUGUUCUUCAUGGACCCAGUGGAUCAUGUCUCUGAUCCUGUUCGCCUUUGUGGUUCGGGUCAGGGAUGGACUCCCCCUGUCAGCCUCCACUGACUUCGAACACAACCGAGAGCUCCAGGAGAGGAAGCAGCAGCUCAGAACCAUCAGCAAGGCGCUGGCCCGCUUCCCCGACAGAGGGACCGUCAAGGGCCAGGAGCUCAACAUAUACUUCAUCUCUUCGGAGGGUGUAUCCUACAUGACUGUGUGCCACUGCAGCCUCCCUGUUGCUAAGGCCUUCUGCUUCCUGGAAGAUCUGCGCUGGGAGUUCACAGCAUGCUUCAAUAGCACUGUUGUUGCCUUGGCAGCCAGGCCAUAUCCAUUUUUGGAAUUUGACAGCACCAUUCAGAAGCUGAAGCAGCAGUACAACCAGAGUGGUGGUCCAGCCUUAGAGGUGACAUUGGCAGAGGUCCAGGAGGAUCUGAGGAUCUAUCCACUACAAGAAAUUAACUUGGAUGAGGUGGAGCUCACCAAUGGCAUCGCAAAUGGGCACAUGGAACAAGGUCCUGGAUCUGGUCAGAAUGUAAGACUUGAACCAGUGACAGCACCAGGCAUCCUCUCUCUGGUCCUAAAUAUCAUGUGUGCGUCUUUGAAUGUAAUUCGUGGUGUGCACCUCAUAGAGUACACAUUCCAGGAUGACUAUGAAGGAAUAUGGAAUGUUGUGGCAUUUCUUCUGGCGUUUGUCUGCUGUGUGUUUCAGUGCCACCUCUACCUGUUCCACUCAUCUCUAAAGAAACUGAAGUCCUUCACUCUGUUGAGCCUGAUCGUCCUAUGCAACUUGUACCUGCUCGGCAUGAGGAACGCGUGGCAGCUGAUCUUCCACAUUUCAGUUGCCUCGCUCUCCACCGUCCUCAUCCUCACCCGCAAACUCCAAGACAGAACCAAUGACUGUGGGGUCUGAAGAGCACUGGACACUUAAUUGGGCUGCACCUGUCUCCAGUUUUCUGUGCAGGAAUGAGAAUAACAGGGAAGUAAAUACAUCGAUCCACGUGAGUCAUGGAGAUGCACUGUGGAUUUUUAACAAAAACAUAUUCAUGAAUUUUGUGUCAUCAUAGAAAAACACUUGCACUUUGUAUACAUUGUUUCCAAGACUAUACAAAGUGUGCAGUGAAAUGCAGUUCUUUCUGGAUCCUUAAAAAUAAUAUCUUAAAAAAAAAACUGACACUGCAAACAGAUGGGAGGACUGAUGAACAAAAAUGUUGAUCAGUCUCUGUCAAACCAGUCCUGUCCAAAAAGUUUUUACAGAAGAUGAAGGAUUUUUUUUUAGUCAGUGUUUGACCAAAGUUUUUCACGUAGAAACAAUAAUGUUAUUGAAACUGGUUAUGCUUGGUAUUAUGGAAUUAAGAUGCAUUUCUGCACGCUUUCAGCUCAGUAUUAUUUCUGCAGAGGCCAUUGAUUAUCUUUGCAUAAUCAGUUUACACCACUAGGUGAUUGUUCAGGACAUUAAAUUUAAUUAUAUUUUUAAAAUAGGCACACGUGGCUGAUUAGGAGAUAAUUAGGCAGUCCAUCUUGCAUUGGUGGCAGUGUGAUACUUAAACUAUUUAGUGUAGUUUGAUUAAAGAUCAGUGAAGUGAAGUGAAGUGGGCAUUGCAGGUGUUUUUUAAAAAACUAAUUCAAAGGUGUAAAUGUUAAGCUGUGGGUUGUUUCAUGCCUUAUUGUGUGACGAUGCAAAUAUAGUUGUUUGUUUUUGUUUAUGUAAUUGAAUCAUCUUAUAUACAGAAUCACCGGCAAGUGCUCAGCAAGUUUAAAUGCAAGGGCUCCGUUAAUGACUACACAGAAAUUACAUUCUACAUCACAUUACUGAGGCAUAUUAUCAUUUAAACACAGACCAUUUCCAUAACAGUUUUUAAUUAAAAGAGAAUUGUGUCACAUAAGCUCCAAUUUAAACCAUUUUUUUUGUAUGAUCAAAGUAAAUUUUCAUAUUUUAGUUCUACUUUGUUCUACUGAUCUCUGUAUUGUUAAAAUGUAGACUGCGGGUAAGAAUAUGAAAGCACUGAUUUGAUGGGUAAAAUGAUACUGAAAAUUGUUGGAAAAAAAAUUUGACUGCACUAUUAGAUUUUUUUUUUGGCAUUUGUUGAAUGUGUUGCUUAUGGGGUUUAGCGAAAAUGUUAUUUAUAUCCUCAUUUCUGUUUACUAGGUUGUUUUUUUUCUGUUUUUAUGCGGUUUAUAACACGGCUCCCUGUGUGUAGUUCUCAGAUUGCGAUACACAUAGAAAUUUUAUUGUUGUAAUUUAUGUUUGAAUAUAGAACACAUCUCUGUAGUGCUGCUAAAUAAAAUAGGCUAAGUAUAGGUCUUCUUUAGAUUAAUUUUUUUUUUUUACAUUUUGUGUAUUUAGCUUCUAAGAUGUUCAUUUUUUAAUAGCUAUAAAGUUGCACUCAGUGUCCGUUAAGCGAGGGAAAUAAAUUAUUAGUUUAUAGUGUUUGUCAAACAAGUAGCAUUGUGGCCGCAGUAGAACUGUAAAAUCAGUCCGGUUCCUUAUUUUAUCAAGAAAGUUUGAGGGAAUUUUUAAGGAAAACAAAAAGUUUAUAUCCGACAAUCCAAAUGUCCUUUACAAUAGUACAAAUACUUUAGUAAAGCCACUCUCAGCUUGUAGUAUAUAAAGAGUGAGAGGACUCAGAUGUUUUUAGUGGAGGAUGUAGUAUAGCUGCAGAUGAUACACAGGUGAGCCUGUUGUUAGUCAUUUUUUUUCAUUUUUUUCUUAAUUUAGUUGUUCGAUCCAAGAACUAUGGCACAAUGCUGAGAAUUAGACUGGUUCAGUGAACAGCCUUUUGAUGCUGUGUUCCACCAUAUAACAGAGGAUUAAACUCUUAUUUAAGUUUUCCUUGACAGGGCAUAAAUACAUUAAAGACUGAAGACAUUGUAAUACUCAAAACAAAAUGAAAAUGAAGGAUAAUUAUUUUUAAUAUGAAGGUUUUUAAAUAUACAAUAGAAAUGCACUAUACAAUUGAAACGUGGCAGCCAUUUGUGGUUUUUUUUUUUUGGCAUCAAAAGUCUCAAGUCUAAACUGAAAACAGUUUGCAAAUUUGAAAAUCAUUAAGGUUCAGAAGGGCAACCUGAAGUGUCGUGUCAGUUUUUCUUUUUCAACACAAAAUGCUCUAAAGAUAUUUGUAUCUACUUAGACUCACAUAAGAUUAAUUGUUUUUGUUGCUGCAGCCUGUUUAUAAUGAUGGGAAGUAAUGGAAUAUUGUCAUUCACUGUAACUGCCAAAUAUACUGGUGAUUACAGGGCUUUAUUUUUUUCCUGCUGUGAUAAAUCUGACAUUUCAGUAAUAAAUGGUCUUUUUUUUC